Messenger RNA from Budorcas taxicolor (takin), 2016 nucleotides. RefSeq names its product protein kinase C beta (gene PRKCB). Lineage: Eukaryota; Metazoa; Chordata; Mammalia; Artiodactyla; Bovidae. The record is from RefSeq and is a predicted model, not a curated record. The coding region runs from base 1 to 2016 and encodes 671 amino acids. The transcript is spliced from 17 exons. Gene Ontology annotation, biological process: protein phosphorylation. Gene Ontology annotation, molecular function: ATP binding; zinc ion binding; diacylglycerol-dependent serine/threonine kinase activity.
AUGGCUGACCCGGCCGCGGGGCCGCCGCCGAGCGAGGGCGAGGAGAGCACCGUGCGCUUCGCCCGCAAAGGCGCCCUCCGGCAGAAGAACGUGCACGAGGUGAAGAACCACAAAUUCACCGCCCGCUUCUUCAAGCAGCCCACCUUCUGCAGCCACUGCACCGACUUCAUCUGGGGCUUCGGAAAGCAAGGAUUCCAGUGCCAAGUCUGCUGUUUUGUCGUGCACAAGCGCUGCCAUGAAUUUGUCACCUUCUCCUGCCCGGGUGCUGACAAGGGCCCAGCCUCUGACGACCCCCGGAGCAAACACAAGUUCAAGAUCCACACAUACUCCAGCCCCACGUUUUGUGAUCACUGCGGGUCACUGCUCUAUGGACUUAUCCACCAAGGGAUGAAAUGUGACACCUGCAUGAUGAACGUCCACAAGCGCUGCGUGAUGAACGUCCCCAGCCUCUGCGGCACGGACCACACGGAGCGCCGCGGCCGCAUCUACAUCCAAGCCCACAUCGAGAGGGAGGUCCUCAUUGUUGUCGUAAGAGAUGCUAAAAACCUUGUACCUAUGGAUCCUAAUGGCUUGUCAGAUCCUUACGUGAAACUGAAACUGAUUCCUGAUCCCAAGAGUGAGAGCAAGCAGAAGACCAAGACCAUCAAGUGCUCCCUCAACCCCGAGUGGAACGAGACAUUUAGAUUCCAGCUGAAAGAAUCAGACAAAGACAGGAGACUGUCUGUAGAGAUUUGGGAUUGGGAUCUGACCAGCAGAAAUGACUUCAUGGGAUCUUUGUCAUUUGGGAUUUCUGAACUGCAGAAAGCUGGUGUUGAUGGCUGGUUUAAGUUACUGAGCCAGGAGGAAGGCGAGUACUUCAACGUGCCUGUGCCACCGGAAGGCAGUGAGGGCAACGAGGAGCUGCGACAGAAAUUUGAGAGAGCCAAGAUCGGUCCUGGGCCCAAGACUCCCGAAGAAAAGACGACCAACACCAUCUCCAAAUUUGACAACAACGGCAACAGGGACCGGAUGAAACUGACCGAUUUUAACUUCCUGAUGGUGCUGGGAAAAGGCAGCUUUGGCAAGGUCAUGCUCUCAGAGCGAAAAGGCACAGAUGAGCUGUAUGCCGUGAAGAUCCUGAAGAAGGAUGUGGUCAUCCAAGAUGAUGACGUGGAAUGCACAAUGGUGGAGAAGCGGGUGCUGGCCCUGCCCGGGAAGCCGCCCUUCCUGACCCAGCUGCAUUCCUGCUUCCAGACCAUGGAUCGCCUGUACUUCGUGAUGGAGUAUGUGAACGGCGGUGACCUCAUGUACCACAUCCAGCAAGUAGGCAGGUUCAAGGAGCCUCACGCCGUAUUUUACGCUGCCGAAAUUGCCAUCGGUCUGUUCUUCUUGCAGAGCAAGGGCAUCAUUUACCGUGACCUGAAACUUGACAAUGUGAUGCUGGAUUCCGAGGGCCACAUCAAGAUCGCUGAUUUUGGCAUGUGUAAGGAAAACAUCUGGGAUGGGGUGACAACCAAGACCUUCUGCGGCACCCCAGACUACAUCGCCCCCGAGAUAAUUGCUUAUCAGCCCUAUGGGAAGUCCGUGGAUUGGUGGGCAUUUGGCGUCCUGCUGUAUGAGAUGUUGGCUGGGCAGGCACCGUUUGAAGGGGAGGACGAGGAUGAACUCUUCCAGUCGAUCAUGGAACACAACGUGGCUUAUCCGAAGUCCAUGUCUAAGGAAGCUGUGGCCAUCUGCAAAGGGCUGAUGACCAAACACCCAGGCAAACGUCUGGGUUGUGGACCUGAAGGUGAACGUGACAUCAAAGAGCAUGCGUUUUUCCGGUAUAUUGACUGGGAGAAACUUGAACGCAAAGAGAUUCAGCCCCCAUAUAAGCCGAAAGCCAGAGACAAGCGAGACACCUCCAAUUUCGACAAAGAGUUCACCAGACAGCCUGUGGAACUCACGCCUACUGAUAAACUCUUCAUCAUGAACUUGGACCAAAAUGAAUUUGCUGGCUUCUCCUAUACUAACCCAGAGUUUGUGAUUAAUGUGUAG